UAUUAAAGGAGCUCCCUGUGGGCCACAAGAGCGCUGUGUCAACAGUCAAGGAAGCUACAGGUGCAGGAGCUGGCAUUGUCCCCCUGGCUAUGAAAGCAACAUUAGGGGCCAGUGUAGAGGUGAAUUAAUUACUUGCUGUUCAUUGUGAUGUGAAUGAAUGUGAAACUGAACAACACAACUGCAACAUCCCCAAAGAGAAGUGUGUCAAUUUUCCUGGUACCUUCAGAUGUAAGCCUCUCCCAGACUGUCCUGAAGGCUUGACAAGAGAUGCCACCUCCCUCAGAUGUGUUGAUCCAGGUCACAAGUCCUGGACAGAGCUUUGUCUAUGUGGACGAAUGCGUUGAGGGAACCCAUGACUGUGUGGAUGGUGAACGUUGUUUUAAUCAGUAUGGGCAGUACACCUGCCGAGGCUCACCCAGCUCCUGCUCUGAGGGGUACAGGUAUAAUUCACUAAACAGACGGUGUAUAGAUAUUGAUGAGUGUGCUGAGAACUUAGACAACUGUGAUGGGACAACCCAGACGUGUGUCAAUUCUAAAGGAAGCUUCAGAUGCAUUGAUCGCCAGCCUACUUGUGACUUUGGCUACAGGUACAAUGAGGACCAAGAGACAUGUGUUGACAUUGAUGAAUGUGCGGAAGGUCGAGACUUCUGCAAUAAGCUCACAGAAGUAUGUGUCAAUAGUGAGGGUAGCUACUGGUGUAGCCCAAUACUGGAUCUUCUUAGCCCUGAUGAUACCAACACUCUUACCACCGCUUCUACUGCUAUUUUAAAGCCACCUCCAUUACCUCCCCUUCCUCCAAAACCUGAGCAGGCUGCUCCCCAGUGUCCUUUGGGAACAGAAUACAGCCUCCUCUUUCAAGCAUGUAUAGACAUUGAUGAGUGUGACACUAACCCCUGUAAGUCCUUUGAAGACUGUGAAAAUACUCAAGGGUCUUACCAGUGUCAGUGUCAGCUUGGCUACCGAAGAGAAGAGCCAGAUGAAGACUGCCAAGAUAUGAAUGAAUGCCAGCUGGAGUUACAUACCUGCACCAGCACUCAGCGAUGUGACAACACUAUUGGCUCCUAUGUUUGUGUUCGUAUUGCUGGUUGUGGGACUGGUUACACCCUGAAUCACAAUACAGGCCUGUGUGAUGACAAUGAUGAAUGUAAGCUGAAUACCCACAACUGUGAUCAACGGGGCCCCAAGUAUGAGUGUGUCAACACCAAAGGCUUUUUCCGCUGCAAAAUCAAGACCUGUCCUCCUCGCCACAUUCUAAAUGAUGAUGGCUUGUGUAUUGCUCGCACCUGUAAUGUAGGAUACAAGCCUGGAGAAUUUGACUGUAUUGAUAUAAAUGAAUGUAUUGAAGACAACCCCUGCAGGCAAAAUGAGCGGUGCAUCAAUACUCUGGGAUCCUACAGAUGUCGGCCUCUUCUUACCUGUAAUAUUGGCUAUGAGAUGAAUGAAGAAGGCACCCAGUGUAUAGAUGUAGAUGAGUGUGCCAGAGGAAUCCAUCAUUGUGAGGGCAAUCAGAUCUGCUCCAACAGACAGGGUAGUUACAUAUGUAAUUGUCCACAAGGCUAUAGGCUUAAUGUUCAGCGGCAGUGUGAGGACAUUAAUGAAUGUGAAUCAUUCUAUGGAAGGGUUUGUGCCAAUAAUGCCAAUUGUGAAAAUACUGAAGGCUCCUUCCGUUGUAAUUGUAAGGAAGGCUUCAAACAAGCCAACAACGCUGUAUCCUGUAUUGAUGUGGAUGAAUGUUUGGAAGUACCAGAGAUCUGCCAUCACAACUGUAUUAAUGUUUGGGGGACAUAUCAAUGCACCUGCCGAGCUGGCUUCAUUCUGGAUUCUGACAACAGAACCUGCACAGAUGUUGAUGAAUGUGAGGCGUUUCGAGGUCGUGGACAUCUGUGCAUUGGAUUGUGUGUAAACAUACCAGGCUCCUUCAAAUGUACCUGUCCAGAUGGUUACAGCUUAGCAGCUGAUGGACGCACUUGUAAAGAUAUCAAUGAAUGCGAGUCUGGCAGUACGUGUCGUGGCAUAGAUGAACAGUGUGUUAAUACCCGAGGAGACUACAAAUGUAACAAAAUAACAUGUCCAAACAACUAUGUCCGGGACCAACACCACAAAAACCGAUGCAAGAAACUGACUACAUACUGCCCACCAAAUGAUGAGGAAUGCUCACGCAAGCCAUUAAGCUACUCCUACAACUACUUGCCCCUGGUCAGCAACAUGACCCUGUCCUCCCUGGGCCAAGUUGAUCUCUUUACUAUGCGAGGACCACUGUGGGCCAGCACCACUGUUCAGUUUGAGUUGGAGCUUGAGGAUACAAGUGCCCCAGCCAAUGUUGAGCCAGUUACAAGAGAGUACUUCCAGCUCAGGCGUACAGCAUAUAAUCAGGCUGUGAUAUCCUUGGUAAAAAGUAUUAUUGGACCACAAGAAAUUCAGCUAUCAUUAAAUAUGCAGUUGUACCAACAGGGUCGGUUCAGUGGGUCAGCUGUAGCCAAACUUUUGGUCUAUGUUUCAGAACAUACUUUCUAAGGUAGAGUUCUCUUUGCUGUUCUAGUUUUAGUGAGUCAAUUCUAGGUUUCUUAUAUCCAGAAUGGGAACUGUUUUAAGAAGGCAAUCAUGGACAGUUUUUGAACAAAACAAAUGUAAUGUUUUAAGUUUUUUUCUAUCAUUAUCUUAUCCAUGAGACAUGGGGAUUGAGAAUAUAUGUAUGAAUUCCCUUUUGAUUCCAUUCACUAUUUUUAAAGGCAACUAAGAGUGAUAUAGUUCUAAUAUUAUAGGAGUUAAAUGAGACUGGGUACCACAUGAACUAUCUUUGCCCUAACUCAUCAAAAUGGCCUUGUGGCCUUAUUAUUUUCCCCAUAUCUUGCCUCUACAGCAGUGGAAAGAUCUAGGGGGUGGUAGGGGGUAUCAGGGUGGCAUUAGGAUUAAUUAAUAACCUUGUUUUUUCAAAAUUUGAACAACAAAAUUGUCACAAGCACUAAGGCUAAGCUAGAGGAAUAUGUAUGCCUUAUAUAUAAUAAAAUUGAAAUAAGAAAUAUAAAUGA
Eriocheir sinensis (Chinese mitten crab) is the source of this 3029-nucleotide messenger RNA. Its product is annotated as fibulin-1-like. Gene Ontology annotation, molecular function: calcium ion binding. NCBI's taxonomy places the organism in Eukaryota, Metazoa, Arthropoda, Malacostraca, Decapoda, Varunidae. Bases 268 to 2514 code for a protein of 748 amino acids. The transcript is spliced from 16 exons. The record is from RefSeq and is a predicted model, not a curated record.